Molecule: messenger RNA, 4288 nt
Organism: Mercurialis annua (annual mercury)
Lineage: Eukaryota; Viridiplantae; Streptophyta; Magnoliopsida; Malpighiales; Euphorbiaceae
Product: ABC transporter B family member 9-like
Exons: 16
Coding region: 487-4221 (1244 amino acids)
Biological process (GO): transmembrane transport
Cellular component (GO): membrane
Molecular function (GO): ABC-type transporter activity; ATP hydrolysis activity; ATP binding
Source: RefSeq, a predicted model, not a curated record
UUUUUCCUGAAUUGCAGUACUCAUAAGUGUUUGUUUUGAAACAAACUUAUUUCGGAUCAGCGUCUCCAAAUCAAAGAUGCAUUACAUUGCGUGGGUUAUUGUCUUAUUGUUAUGCUACUGCUCCCUUGUUCAACUUUUUUAUGCAAUUGGUUGGCAAUCAACAACUUUUAAGCUAUCAGUUCAGUGUCAGUUAGCUAUGUCAUUUCUAAUAUGUAAUGAAUGGCAAACUGAUCUUCAUCUUUCAUGAGUGAACCGGCAUUUUUCUAUUGAUUGAUUGGCAAAAAGUGCAAAUAUUUGGGACUUCUUUCAAGCACCAUAUAAAAGUUGGGAAGGGGGAGCGUUUGUGGGAGGAAUUGAACCCGCGGUCUUGACAGUUUGCUGCUUAUACCAUUUGGCCUAUAGUAAAAUUUCCUCCGCAGGCAUAGCAACUACAGGAAAAAAAGUAGCAAUAAGGCAAAAGAAGCAGCAACAAGGCAGAAGCUAGCCAUGGAAGAAAGUAGAGAAGCAUUAUUGAUAAAACAAGUCGAUGAAGGCCAAAAAGGGAGAGGUGAAGGGAAGGAAGAAAAACAAGAACUGGCAAAUUUCUUCAUUCUAUUCAUUUUUGCAGAUAGAGUUGACAUAUUUUUGAUGAUCAUCGGCACAAUAUGCGCCAUUGCUCAUGGAAUUUCUGGUCCGUUAAUGACUUUAAUUUUUAGUCAGCUUAUUAACUCGUUUGGUAAUGCUCACACAUCAACUACCACUGACCUUUCAAAGAUAGUAAUAAAUUAUGUGUACUUGGCUGUUGGCUCAGGCAUCGCUUCUUUUCUAAAUUCAUCAUGUUGGAUGAUUACUGGAGAAAGACAAUCGGUGCGUAUUCGAGGGUUGUACUUGAAAUCAAUCUUAAGACAAGAAAUUGGUUUCUUCGAUACCGAAAUGAGAACUGGAGAGGUGAUUGAGAGGAUGUUUAGUAACAACAUUCUCAUUAGAGAUACCAUCUCUGAAAUGGUUGGCAAGUUAAUACAACUAGUAUCUACCUUUAUUGGCGGCUUUGUUAUUGCUUUUGUGAAAGGAUGGCACCUUGCACUAGUUCUGCUUGUUUCUGUUCCUGUAAUGAUGUUUAAUUAUCGGUUCCUUACAGUUACGGUUUCAAAGUUGGUUCUAUGCCAGAUAGGCGCUCGCAUGCAAGCUGGAAAUAUUGUUGAACAAACCAUUGGAGCCAUUAGAAUGGUUGCAUCUUUCACAGGGGAGAAGCAUGCUAUUGCAAAAUACAACGAAAAGCUGAAAAUUGUAUAUGAAGCUAGUACUCGACAAGGAUUGGCAUUAGGAUUAGGAGUUGGUACAAUAUUUGCUGUUCUAUUUGGGUCUUAUGGAUUUGCAUCUUGGUACGGAUCCAAAUUGAUCAUGCACAAUGAUUAUAAUGGUGGACAAGUGAUCGGUAUAAUUAUAGCAACAACCAGUGCUGCAAUGGCACUGGCUCAAGCUUCAUCUUUCAUGAGAAAGUUCUCGGCAGGCAAAGCUGCAGCUCAUAAGAUGUUUGAAACCAUCAAACGCGAGUCGAAAAUUGACCCUUCUAGUAUUACUGGGAUGGUAUUACAAGAUAUUAAAGGAGAAAUUGAGUUUAAAGAUGUGUAUUUCAAGUACCCAUCUAGACCUGAUGUUGAGAUAUUUAGUGGACUUUCACUACAUGUUGGAACAAAAACAACACUAGCCAUUGUAGGAGAAAGUGGAAGUGGGAAAUCAACGGUCAUUAGUCUGAUUGAGAGGUUCUAUGAUCCUGAUUCUGGUGAAAUACUUGUGGAUGGCUUUAACUUGAACAAUCUGAAGAUCAGUUGGUUAAGAGAGCAGAUUGGUCUAGUCAGUCAAGAACCUAUUCUCUUUGCAACUAGUAUUAAGGAGAACAUAGCAUAUGGUAAAGAAAAUGCAACAGAUGAGGAUAUUAGAUCUGCUAUUGAGCUUGCUAAUGCUGCUGAAUUCGUUGACAAACUGCCUAAGGGGCUUGGCACCAUAGUAGGGGAACGUGGUUGUCAACUAUCAGGCGGACAAAAGCAAAGGAUUGCAAUUGCAAGGGCUAUAGUGAAAAAUCCAAAAAUUCUACUUCUUGAUGAACCCACUAGUGCAUUGGAUACGAGAUCUGAACAUAUAAUCCAAGAGGCUCUCAUUAAAGUCAUGUCUAACAGAACAACCAUAGUGGUAGCACAUCGUUUAACCACUAUCAAGAAUGCUGAUGAGAUUGCUGUUUUCUCUUUGGGCAAAAUUCUGGAGAAAGGAACACAUGAAGAGCUCAUACAAAAUAAGGAAGGUGCUUAUUCCCAACUAGUUCGCCUCCAACACGUUGAGGACCCUAAUUCUCAUGCCAAAAUUUUAGAAGAAGCUAGUGAUUGUACCAAUGGAGUUUCAUCCUCUGACUUUUUCAUUCCUAAAACCAGUAACAUGCAUGAUACUGAAGAUGAUGAUGAGAGGAUUAGCACUAAUAAAAUAAACAAGAAGCCUACCAAAGUUUCUCUUAAAAGGCUUGCCUACCUGAGCAAGCCAGAGUUGCCUGCUUUAUUGCUCGGAAGUAUAGGUGCCAUUAUAUAUGGCAUAGCUUUCCCAGUUUUUGGCUUUUUAAAUGCAAAAUCGAUCGUAAUGUUUUAUGAACCUCCAAAGAUGAUGCAAAAGGAUUCUAUUGUUUGGGCUGUGUUGUUUAUGAUUCUUGGAGUCAUAACUCUUGUAGGUUCACUGCUUCAAAAUUACUUCCUUGGUAUUGCUGGGGGUAAAUUGAUUGAACGAAUAUCUUCCAUGUCAUUUGGAAAGGUUGUGAACCAAGAAAUUAGCUGGUUUGAUGACCCUGCCAAUUCCAGUGGUGCAGUGAGUGCAAGAUUAUCAACCAAUGCGACCACAAUUGAAGCUAUUAUCGGUGAAGCCUUUGCCUCUGCCAUCAGAAACAUUGCAACAAUCCUAGCAGCACUAUUUAUAGCAUUUACAGCUAAUUGGAUUUUGGCAUUUGUAGUUAUUGCUGUCUCACCCUUGCUAUUUUUCCAAGGCUAUGUUAAUUUCAAGUAUAUGAACGGUUUUAGUAGUGAAGAAAAGGAUACAUAUGAACAAGCAAGUAAAGUGGCACAUGAAGCUGUCAGCAAUAUGAGAACAAUUGCAUCAUUUUGUGCAGAAAAGAAGGUGACAGAUUUGUAUGAAAAGAAAUGCAGAGGUCCUAAGGAACAAGGUGUUCGAAACGGAUUUCUCAGGGGUAGUAGUUAUGGUUUCUCAUUCUUUAUACUUUAUUGCACAGAAGCUUUUUGUUUUUACAUUGGAUUUAUUCUUGUGCAACAUGGCAAGGCAACAUUUGAGGAUGUUUUUAAGGUUUUCCUUUCAUUAUCUGUAGCAAUAGGUACAGUUGCUGACAGCAACGGAAUGUCUCUGGAUAUCAGUAGAGCUAUGGAAGCUAUAGCGUCGGCAUUCUCCACCAUUGACGGAACACCAAAAAUUGACUCUUCCAGUGAUCAAGGUGUAACACCUUUGCACAUAGAUGGAAAUAUUGAUUUUCACAGUGUCAAUUUCACAUACUCAACACGACCAGAUAUCCAAAUUUUCAAAAAUCUAUCCUUCAGUAUUCCUGCAAAGAAGGUUGUUGCUAUAGUUGGGGAGAGUGGCAGUGGGAAAUCAACAAUAAUCAACCUGAUAGAAAGAUUUUACGAUCCCGAUUCUGGGUACAUAUAUUUUGAUGGUUUAGACAUCAAGGGCUUGAAUGUAAACUGGCUCAGACAACAAAUAGGAUUAGUAAGCCAAGAAGCUGUAGUUUUCAACGAAAGCAUUCGAACAAACAUAGCAUACGGUAAGCAAGAGCACGUAAGUGAGGAAGAGAUAAUCGAAGCAGCAAACGCAGCAAAUGCACACAAAUUUAUUAGCUCAUUACCAGAGGGAUAUAAUACCUGUGUAGGUGAAAAAGGGGUUCAGUUGUCUGGUGGGCAGAAACAAAGAAUUGCCAUAGCAAGAGCAAUACUGAAGAAGCCGAAAAUUCUUUUACUCGAUGAGGCAACGAGCGCACUCGACGCUGAGUCGGAGCAUGCGGUUCAAGUUGCAUUGCAAAAUGUUAUGGUAGAUAAAACAACAAUUGUCGUUUCUCAUCGGCUUGCAUUUAUUCGAAAGUCUGAUAUUAUUUUUGUGCUUAAGAAUGGCGUUUUGGUUGAACAAGGGAGUCAUGAUGUACUCAUGAACUUGCCUAAUGGUUCUUAUGCGUCUUUAGUUGCUUACUCUUUGUCAAAAUAACUAUAAAUAACAAUUUUUUUAGGGUUAAUGUCAAAAAAAAUCACGAACUUUACACGUUCUCUUUUAA